AUGGCAAAGUUUGAACACCCAUCAACAGGCAACACUCUUGCAUUUUCAGCACUUUCAUUCAUUAUUGUAUUGGGUGCACUCCAACUCAACGCUUCAUUCUUUCAAUCAACCAAUAAUAGAACUGUAGUUGGUGGUCUUGUUGGAUCAUCUUUAUUCUUUUUCUUGUUGACUUUCCUUGGAGCAGUUAAAAAGGAACUUAAAUGGGUUGAAGUUCUACUUUCAUUAUUUAUCACCUUUACCAUUUCAUCAUCGGUUCACAGAGUAUCGGGAACCACCAGUGUCUUGUUCUCAUUUGCCAUUUUAUACUAUGUAAACACAAUGUCAAAGAAGUUGUUAAAAGAAGAUUCUACUCCUGUUGCCACAACUACAAAGAGUAAAAAGAAUUAA
This is a messenger RNA of Cavenderia fasciculata, 387 nucleotides long. RefSeq lists its product as uncharacterized. The coding region runs from base 1 to 387 and encodes 128 amino acids. The record is from RefSeq and is a predicted model, not a curated record. NCBI's taxonomy places the organism in Eukaryota, Evosea, Eumycetozoa, Acytosteliales, Cavenderiaceae. The transcript has 3 exons.